AUGCGUGCAAUCGUGCGCACACGUGUGCUCAUCAAAGCGCUUCACACACCCACAUCGCUAUCCACGUCACGGCAUCUAUGCACCACCACACCAUGUCACGAGUCGCCUGCUACUCGGCCACGCACGUCUGCAGGGCCUUGUGCGCCUCCACCAACGCCUGCCGCUGCGGGUGCAACGCCACCGCCGAACUUUGGCGGACUCGGAACAACGCAGCUGUCGCCGGACAUUAUGCUGCGCUGUACGAUCUUCGACUCGACGGGUUCGACGACGUCGACGUCCGGGGUGUUUAAAAAGUCGCGCCUGUGCUCCGAGCAUGGGCUCGAGCCGCGCGAUCUGCGCAAGAUCGACUCGCGCGUGCCCAACUUGGUGCCCACCAUCCUCGCUCGUCGCGGGGGCAUCUUGGUCAACAUACUGCACAUCCGCGCCAUGGUCAAGAGGGACAAGGUGCUCUUGUUCGAUAGCUACGGCAGCACGGAUUCCCAGCUCCACUCGGCAUUCGUCUACAACCUGCAACACAACCUGCGACCGCACCACCAAUCGGGCAGUGGACUGGCGUACGAGUUCCGCGCACUCGAGAGCAUCCUCGUCUCGGUGCUCGAUGCACUGCGAAUCGAACUCGGGGUGGUAAGAGGAUGGACUUCGGGCGUACUCGAAGAGUUGGACGAUGAUGUGGAUCGCGAAAAGCUGCGGACCCUGUUGCAGGUCUCGCGCAAGCUCAAUGCGUUUCUCAGUCGCGCCAAGGCGGUCAAGAAUGCGGUGGUCGAGGUGCUGGAGAACGACCAAGACAUGCAGCUCAUGUACCUCUCCUCCACCCCGACGAUCGACAGCGAAGGCAUGGACCAACUCGAACUCCUCCUCGAAUCGUUCGAUAAGCAAGUCGAAGAAGUCGUGGCCGAAACGACGCAGCUGCAGUCGGACAUGAGCAACACCCAGGAAGUCGUCGAACUCAUCCUGGACAACAACCGAAACAAACUGCUCGCGCUCGACCUCAAAACGUCCAUCGCCACCAUGGGCAUCAGUGCCGGCACGCUCUGGGCGGGCUUGUUCGGCAUGAAUCUCAAGUCGCACAUGGAGGAACUCGAUUGGGCCUUUGCCGGUGUUAGCGGCGUCGCUUUCGGCGCCGUGCUGCUGACGGCGGGAAUCGGAUUGCGCAGGCUAGAGAGGCUCAGGAAAGUGGGGCUCGGACAAGGGCCAGUGAAGCGGAGGAAGGAUGUGUGGGCAACGCACUGGCCCGAAACCCCAAUGCCUACCGAUAUCGUCCAGCCCGUGCCCACGCCUGCUCCGUCGGCACCACCACUCGGCCUCGGCCUCGGCGCAAAGUGGGAUGCACCCAAGCGUGUCAAGCGAUAG
Moesziomyces aphidis is the source of this 1350-nucleotide messenger RNA. Lineage: Eukaryota; Fungi; Basidiomycota; Ustilaginomycetes; Ustilaginales; Ustilaginaceae. The record is from the annotation of a GenBank genome assembly.